Molecule: messenger RNA, 786 nt
Organism: Penicillium riverlandense
Lineage: Eukaryota; Fungi; Ascomycota; Eurotiomycetes; Eurotiales; Aspergillaceae
Product: sulfotransferase family protein
Exons: 2
Coding region: 1-786 (261 amino acids)
Source: RefSeq, a predicted model, not a curated record
AUGGACUUCAUCCCAGACUGGCUACUGCACACCAUGUAUGGCCUCCCUGCACCAGCAGGCAAACGCCAAAAGCCCAUGCAAGUGCUAGCAGUAGGAAUCUCUAGAUCAGGCACCGAAUCGCUACGAGAAGCACUACACAUCCUCGGCUUCGAUCAUACAUACCAUGGCUUCGACACGAUCCUGCCACCCUGCUCACUAGAAGCGACAUACCGCCUUCUCCAAAAAAAAUACUGCACGGCGCCGAGUCCAGGCCCGCAAUCCCCCAAGCUUACCGCAGAAGAUUUCGAUACAAUCCUGGGCGACAGCGUCGGCGUGAGUGACCUGCUAGCAGCAGAGUUCGCACCCGAGCUCAUCGCGGCAUAUCCAGACGCCAAAGUAAUUCUGAACCUGCGGCGCGAUCUGGACGGCUGGUACCGCAGCAUGCAACAGACAAUGGGCUAUUUCGACUCGAACCCCAUGGACUGGGACUGGUGCAAGUCGUGGUUUAGCGCGGAGUUGUUCUGGGUCCGGCAGGCGAUGUGUCGGACGAUGAUGCCGCGGUUUUUUCGGGGGAGUUUUCAUUCUAAUGGCAAGUGGGUAUAUGACCAGCAUGUUGCUUCUAUCAAGGGGUUUUUGGACAAGGAGGUGCCGCAGAUGGAUUUUCCAAAUGGGAAUCCGCCCAAGGCGUGGGCGGAACGCAUUGCUAUGACCAUGGAGAUGCAUCAUCGGCGGGCUGUGUGGAAUAUGUUGGUCUUCGGAGGUGUGAUGGUUGUAUGGCUAGCCUUGCUUGUUUCCUACUUUUGGUGA